Trachymyrmex cornetzi is the source of this 1526-nucleotide messenger RNA. Its product is annotated as aminopeptidase M1-B. The transcript is spliced from 9 exons. The record is from RefSeq and is a predicted model, not a curated record. Gene Ontology annotation, cellular component: membrane; cytoplasm. Gene Ontology annotation, biological process: proteolysis; peptide catabolic process. Bases 114 to 1526 code for a protein of 470 amino acids. Gene Ontology annotation, molecular function: zinc ion binding; peptide binding; metalloaminopeptidase activity. NCBI's taxonomy places the organism in Eukaryota, Metazoa, Arthropoda, Insecta, Hymenoptera, Formicidae.
GGUGCGAUUGUGAUUCAGAAGAACGUCGUCCGAAAUUUGAGUUUGCACGGAGAAUCAUAAAUAAUAUUACACUGCAUUUAAAAUCUGAAUUCGGUGGGAUAAAUAUUCCAAAAAUGGAUCACAUUUCAAUUCCAAAUUUUCGACAAGACGGUAUAUCGAAAUGGGGGCUCAUAUUUCAUACGGAAGCCAAUCUUAUUUGUGAUGAAACAUUGGAUCCAAUUACGCGCAAAAUGGAAGUCGCACGUUUAUUAGCGCAUAAAAUAGCAUAUCAAUGGUUCAGUAACUUACUCAGUUCAGCUUGGUGGUCUAAUUUUUGGUUACACGACGCUCUUGCUACUAUGUUCGGAGAAGAAGCUGUUGUUAAGAGCUUUAAUAAUUCUGAAAUUUUGGAUCUCUUCAUAAUUCAGAAUCAAUACGAAUCUCUUCAUCUGGAUUCUCAUUUUAAUAUGAAUCCUGUGAAAACCACUAACUUGUCGGAUAUUAAUUCAAUUUUCAGUUUUCCUCGUUACAUGAAAGUAAUGAUUGUUUUACGGAUGUUCCAAAGUGCUAUUACCGAUGAAGUAUUUCGAAAUAAUAUCCAUGUAUAUGUAAGCAGACAAACGUUCAGUUCAAAAAUAUCUUAUAAUUUUUGGUCCAUGAAAGAAGUAUUAAAUGAAGCAUAUCACUGUAAUUUAUCAUCGAGUGAGUUCUUAACUUGGCUCCAGUACAAACAUUAUCCUGUUGUAAUCUGGGAACCAUACAAAUAUUUCGAGGUUAACAACAUAUUAUCGCAAAGUUACAUUGCAAUGAAUUACGGAAAGUGGCUGAUACCCACAAUUUUGAGGGAAAUAUCGUCACUUUAUGUAAAUUUUAAGACAUGUUUGAAACCAAACGAUAAUUCUGCCCAUCUUCCCUCAACUUUACCUUUUUAUGAAGUUUGGAUGGUGAACAUUCAACAAGCUGGUAAAUAUUUGGAAAAGCCACUGAAGACACUAGGAUAUGAAGAACGUCUAAUGGAAAAUGACUUCACCAAAUGUUUAAGACAAGAAAUUGUGAAAUGGGCAUGUAUCCUCCAAUACGAUGAGUGCAAACAAUCAGCUCUUUGUCAAUUAGAACAACAUUUACACGAUCCUGCAAGAAACCCGCUUUUACCAUGGUGGGAGCACUGGACAUAUUGCAAUGGUUUAGCAAUAGCUAAUAUUUCUAUGUGGUCAAACGUAGAAAACAGUUUGUUAAAAAAAUUUAACCAAAAAUCGCUACAGCUCUUGACAUGUUCUACGUAUAGUGUAAAUUUUACGUCUUCAUCAUUUUUGGAGCUAUUCACACAAGAUGAAAGACAAAAUAUUACGAUUAUUCGGUUAUAUAUAGACACUUUUCAUUCAAUUAUUAUGAAACAUUCUAACAACUUUAAGACGCUAAAGAAGAUAUUUAAAAAUAUUGAAAUUGUACAACCUAUACAUUUCAACAUAUUACCAGUACUAGUUGACAUCAUUAACCAUAUGUAUUCUCUCGGCGAUCUUAUGAAGUCAGGCUUCAUCAGUGUAUGA